Molecule: messenger RNA, 639 nt
Organism: Chinchilla lanigera (long-tailed chinchilla)
Lineage: Eukaryota; Metazoa; Chordata; Mammalia; Rodentia; Chinchillidae
Gene: Nmb
Product: neuromedin B
Exons: 3
Coding region: 48-530 (160 amino acids)
Biological process (GO): positive regulation of hormone secretion; neuropeptide signaling pathway
Cellular component (GO): neuron projection
Molecular function (GO): neuropeptide hormone activity; neuromedin B receptor binding
Source: RefSeq, a predicted model, not a curated record
GCGGUGCCAAGAGCCGCCGCGGGAGCCACCGAGGCCCGGUGCACGCCAUGGCCCGCCUGACGGGGGGCACGCGGCUGCUGGGCGGCUUCCUGCUCUGGGCGCUGCUGGCUGCCAGCGUCGCCCCGCUCACCUGGGACCUCCCGGAGCCCCGCAGCCGCGCGGGCAAGAUCCGCGUGCACCCUCGAGGCAAUCUCUGGGCCACCGGUCACUUCAUGGGCAAGAAGAGCCUGAAGCCCCUCAGCCCAACCCCGUUGGGGACAGCGCCCCACACCUCCCAGAGGGACCAGCAGCUGCAGCUGAGUCAUGAUCUGCUCAGGAGCCUUCUGCUGAGGAGAGCCCUGGGCCUGAGCCUCAGCAGCCCGGUACCCCACGCGCAGAAGGCCGCUGGUGCACCUGCCGCAGAAGUGACGCCGGGAACGGGCGGGCGCCACCCGCUCGGACUGCGCCCACCUCGCCCUCCUCGGGAGGUGGCUGAAUGCGUCCCGGGGGCGGCCCCGUCCGGAUGGAAAGCCCGGGCUCCGCCACUCUGAUUUCUGGCCGGGUCGCCAGGAACAGCGUGGACGCAGACGCCAAGUACCCUCCCGCUGCACUUCUUGCUUCCCUGGUGAAGGUGUGAAUAAAGCCCUGCUCUUUACCGCA